AGGUUCAUGUAAGAAUUCACACUGGAGAGAAACCCUAUGUGUGUAAGCAAUGUGGAAAAGCAAUGUGUAAAAGGAUUCACCAAAUCAAAACAUUGUAAGCAACAUGAAAGAAUUCACACUAGAGAGAAACCCUAUGUAUGUAAUCAAUGUGGGAAAGCUUUUACCAGACAUGAAUGUUUUAAACAACAUGAAAGAAUUCACAGUGGAGAUAAACCAUAUGUAUGUAAACAAUGUGGGAAAGCUUUUAACACACGUACAAAUUGUAAGGUUCAUGAAAGAAUUCACACUGGAGAGAAACCCUAUGUAUGUAAGCAAUGUGGGAAAGCUUUUAAAACACAGGGAGAUUGUAAGAAUCAUGAAAUUAUUCACACUGGAGAGAAACCGUAUGUAUGUAAGCAAUGUGGGAAAGCUUUUACCAGACCUGAACGUUGUAAGGGACAUGAAAGAAUUCACACUGGAGAGAAACCAUAUGUAUGCAAGCAAUGUGGGAAAGCUUUUAACACACGUGUAAAUUGUAAUGUUCAUGAAAGAAUUCACACUGAAGAGAAACCAUAUGUAUGUAAGCAAUGCGGGAAAGCUUUUAACACACGUACAAAUUGUACGGUUCAUGAAAGAAUUCACACUGGAGAGAAACCAUAUGUGUGUAAGCAAUGUGGGAAAGCUUUUAAAACACAGGGAGAUUGUAAGAAUCAUGAAAGAAUUCACACUGGAGAGAAACCGUAUGUAUGUAAGCAAUGUGGGAAAGCUUUUACCAGACCUGGACAUUGUAAGGAACAUGAAAGAAUUCACACUGGAGAGAAACCAUAUGUAUGUAAGCAAUGUGGGAAAGCUUUUAACACACGUGUAAAUUGUAAUGUUCAUGAAAUAAUUCACACUGAAGAGAAACCAUAUGUAUGUAAGCAAUGUGGGAAAGCUUUUAACACAAGGGGAUACUGUAAGAAACAUGAAAGAAUUCACACUGGAGAGAAACCCUAUGUAUGUAAGCAAUUUGGGAAAGCUUUUAACACACGUACAAAUUGUACGGUUCAUGAAAGAAUUCACACUGGAGAGAAACCGUUUGUAUGUAAGCAAUGUGGGAAAGCUUUUACCAGACCUGGACGUUGUAAGGAACAUGAAAGAAUUCACACUGGAGAGAAACCGUAUGUAUGUAAGCAAUGUGGGAAAGCUUUUAACACACAGGAUCCUGUAAGAAACAUGAAAGAAUUCACACUGGAGAGAAACCCUAUGUAUGUAAGCAAUGUGGGAAAGCUUUUAACACACGUACAAAUUAGAGAGAUGCCCAGCACCCCCACCGCUGGCGUCCGGCGAUCUCUCAGGCGCAAAGGUGACGUGGGGGCCUGUAAAUAG
This is a messenger RNA of Cavia porcellus (domestic guinea pig), 1347 nucleotides long. RefSeq names its product zinc finger protein 791-like. NCBI's taxonomy places the organism in Eukaryota, Metazoa, Chordata, Mammalia, Rodentia, Caviidae. Gene Ontology annotation, biological process: regulation of transcription by RNA polymerase II. Gene Ontology annotation, molecular function: RNA polymerase II cis-regulatory region sequence-specific DNA binding; DNA-binding transcription factor activity, RNA polymerase II-specific. The annotation marks the transcript as partial. The transcript is spliced from 4 exons. The record is from RefSeq and is a predicted model, not a curated record. Gene Ontology annotation, cellular component: chromatin; transcription regulator complex; PcG protein complex.